GGCCGGACGGGAGACUGGCUACGAAUUGGGGUGCGCGGAGCCCCCUGGGGGGUCUACUCGCGCGCAUCGGAAACCCCUCAGGGACACCCCUCAGCAUAUGCAUUGGCGCUUCGACCGCCGUAUAAGCCCCAUAUAAAAUUGAUUCCUAAGUACCCCGCAUUCGUGUCGGCCUCCUCCCGUCUCGCCUCGCCCUCGCCUCGUCUCUUAACACUUACGUGUUAAUCCUUGCUUUUUGCGAUUCUUGCAAAUAAUCGGUCAGGAUCACGUCAGGAUACGUAACCGCCAUGUUCGUCGCGAUCGCGUCGCGAUCGCGCGCGCUACCGUUGCUCAAUUCAGUUCAAACGAACAUCUCUUCACAUUAGCGACAUCUGAUGUUUAUCAAACGAGACGUCUGAUUUCACGAGGGAAAAGGACAGUGCGAGAUUAUCGUUAGGCCGAGAAACGGGACGGCGGAUGCAACUAACGGAUGAAUUUUCGCGAAGAUUACAAACCGUCGUCGGACUCGCUUCACUUAUUGUGAAUGUGCCUGAUUAAAGAUCCUUCUCUUGUAAGAUAAUAGUACCAAGAUAAUGCCUGGACAUUAAUAACACCGGUAUCUAACUCUGAACAUUCUUAUUGCUUUGAUAAUUAAAUGGUUCAAAUGCGAAACUUUCAAUAUAGAAUAUAUGUACAUACAUAUUUUUUGAAUAUAUACAGGAGAGAUAAGAACAUCCAGAGUUAGGUAUCAGUGUUGUUAGCAUCAUUGGUUAAUGCAUUGGUACUCUUACCUCGUCUACUGUUUAACGGAUGGCGUAUGAAGAAAACGUAGGCGGUAAAACUUUAACAGCAGCCUAGACCAUCGCACACGGGAGCGUAUCGAGAACGCAAGAUCGGAUGUCGGGAUUCCGGACUGUGACUCGUCUAUUAUUACUUCAAUCUUAUCGCUUACGGCUUUCUCUCCGAAUCCUACCGUUACCGCGCCAUAUCACGCCUUGAAAUCGCGCCGCUGCACCGAGCACUUGCGAAUUUUCGACCGUAGGUCUUGUAACAAAUCGGAGCGGGCCCACGAUCGCGCGCAGCACGCCCCCUGGGGUCCAAUCUAAAUCAAUGGGCUUGUGGGUAAUCGCAUAAUAAUUACGUAGGACCCCCUCUACCGCCCAUCUGUCGCGACCGGCGGAGUGUUCAACCCUCGGAAGGCACCACCACCACGGCGAUACACCCGAUGAGCGUGUCCCAGCAGGUCCCAUUGUCGAUGGGCAUCGCUCGGAAUGUCGUGGAGUCCCCCAAAUAGUCACCACUCUUUCCGGACUGCAUUUGAUCACGGAGAGCAUCACGAAAUAAAUGCAAUUCGUCAACUGUGAUAUCGCACUUCAAUCGCUAACUGGCUAAUUAAGCCGGUCAUUCUCUUACGUCUUGAAACCGAUGAGAUGCCGUACAAUUACUAGACGUUGAAAAUUCUAUAAUAAUGGGGGAAAUAUCCUUAAUUGGUUUAUGGAUUAGCCUGUUGGUGGUAUACGCAAAUGGUAUUCGUGGGCCGCAUCAUCCUAAAAGCACUGUGUCCCAUCAUCAUUAUACACCGCAAAAUGAUGUGAAAUUAACGCAAGACUCUGAGCUCCUUCACGAUACCACACACUUAAAGGAAGACAUGGGUCCUUUAGGCGAUCAACUCGACUUUUCAAAGAUGACCGAGCAAGAGAUAGAGUUUCACUACUUUAAAGUUCACGAUGUUGACAAUAAUACAAAAUUAGACGGCUUAGAGAUUCUUCACGCUAUACAACAUACUUUCCAUGAAAAUAGACUCGCCGAGGAUGACAAUUAUAAGGAAGACAUGCAGGACUUGCCUUGGAUCGUAGAGCUGAUAGACAGAGUAUUGGAAGAAGAUGACGUGAAUAAUGAUGGGUAUUUGGAGUACGUCGAGUAUGUAAUGGGCAGGCAAAGAGAUCAUAUCGCGCAGGAGAAACGCAGCAAGCUCAGAAUCGGAACGUAAAAAUUUCUAUUCAGCUGGAAUACAAAUAAAACUCACGUCAUACAUAUACAUAUGUACGUGCACGCGUACACGUACAUCAUUCAGCUGGUGUACAAGUAAACUUACAUUACGUAUGUACAUUAUAUACGCACGUACGUAUACGCAUACAUACACACACAUACAAGGAACUUUAAACUUAUGUCAAAUCGGAAAGAUCUUGCUUAAUGAUUCAGAUAUACUUUAUCUUAUACGAAUCUUAUCUUAUACAUUUAUUACAGCGUAUACUAAAAUAUGUAUUGUUUGUCGAACGUGCAAAAAAAGCUACGGACACGCGAUGUAUUUUAGUCAAUAGAUGAAUUAAAAAAAUAGGGUUUUGGUCUGUA
This is a messenger RNA of Odontomachus brunneus, 2328 nucleotides long. Its product is annotated as multiple coagulation factor deficiency protein 2 homolog. The transcript is spliced from 5 exons. Bases 1445 to 1966 code for a protein of 173 amino acids. The record is from RefSeq and is a predicted model, not a curated record. Lineage: Eukaryota; Metazoa; Arthropoda; Insecta; Hymenoptera; Formicidae.